GGAAGGAGGGAGGGGGGAGGGGUGCGUUUGUAGAGAAAGGUGAGAGGGAAGACUUGCAGCCUCUCCCCUGUCAGGCCUUCAGGAAGGUAACGCCGCUCAAGGCUUCAGGUUUUUUAUUUUUUGUUUUGGGGAGAAUGUCGCCACGACAAUGUUGACCAAGAUGCUCUGAAGAAGGCGUAACUAUGGAGCGAGAGGAGAACGAAGUCGAUGCGUCGCCUUCCUGGUCCCCCGUGGGGAGAGAACGGCUCUUCACCUGUGCGAAUCUCUCUGACUACGCUGGGAAGAAACGAAAGCAGGAUACCAGCAGUGAGACAGAGGCAGCGGCCAGAGGCCCAGAUCACCAGGAUGAAGAUGAUGACACCAUUGGCAGCCUUGAGGCAAGCAAAGAUCUGGAGGAGCCCAGUAACAAAAGGGUGAAGCCAGUGGCGAAGGGGGCGGGGCUUUCUGUCAAAACCCCUGCCCUUAAGCGCCUGGGACAGUCCAUCCAGCGCUCCAUCAGUUUCCGCACAGAGGUGCAGCCCCUCCCCAUGGCCCCCAUAAGAACACGGCAGAAGGCCAGUUCAUACCCACGGCGACGCAACAGCCAGCUGUGGAGCGACACGGUAGACACUGGGAGCCAGGAGCUCAGCACCAAGGAAAUCAAACGUCAGGAGGUGAUCUACGAGCUCACGCAGGGAGAGAAGCAGCUCAUCGAGGACCUGGACUUGGUCAGAAAGGUGUACUACGAGCCCAUGCUGAAACUAGAAAUCAUGACGGUAAAUGAGCUGGGGCAGAUUUUCGGGACCCUGGACUCCUUAAUCCCCGUACACAAGGACUUUCUGUCCCGGCUGGAGAGCCUGAGGGGAGCAGAGAAGACUGUGGAGGAGGUGGGGCCCACACUGCUGGAGUGGUUCCCUCGGCUGGAGGCGUACAUCACGUACUGCUGUAACCAGGUGGAAGCGAAGGCGCUGCUGGACCAGAAGAAGCAGGAGCGGCCGGUGGAGCACUUCCUGCGGCUGUGCCAGGAGUCCUCCUUUAGCCGGAAGCUUGACCUGUGGAACUUCCUGGACCUGCCCCGCAGCCGGCUGGUAAAAUACCCCCUCCUGCUGAGGGAGAUUGAGAAGAGCACCCCACCAGAGCAUCCCGACAAGGACACCUUGCCACAGGCUAUGGAACUGAUCCAGGCGAUCAUCUCCGAGGUGAACAGCAAGACGGGGGAGGCGGAGUGCCAGUUCUACAGGCGGGGGCUGUGCUACCCAGAGGAGGGGCAGAGACUCCCCGAGAUCUUGAACUCCCGUUUUCUUUACUGCCACGGGGAACUCAAGAACAGCAAGGGCCAGAAGCUGCAUGUGUUCCUGUUUGAGUUUGCUCUGGUUCUGACCCGACCAGUCACCCAGGACAGGGAGGGCGGGGUGCAGUUCCAGGUGUAUCGCCAGCCCCUCCCCACCGCCCACCUGCUGCUGGAGGACCUGCCGGAUGGGGAGGGGGGAGGGGGUGGAUCCUUCCGGGGGGCGUUCACCUCCACUACUGACAAAGCUAAGAACUGCUUCAGGGUGAGUAUCCAGGGCCGAUCCAAGGCUCAGUCCCACAGCCUGCAGGCCAACGACUCCUUCAACAAGCAGCAGUGGAUCAGCUGCCUCCGCCAGGCCAUCGUCCAAUCACGUGACCGGGGGUCUCACACCAGCCAAUCCUGGCCGCCCUCCCAGACCUCGCCUGACCCCCCCCUCAGUCACAUAGCCGAGCUGAGUCUGAGCUCCGAUACAGAGAUGAUGGACACAUAGUUUUACAAAGCACAUUCCGAGGUUAGGUUUUCAAAAAAAGACUUGAAAAAAGAAAACUUGUCAAUUUUUUUAAACGGCUGCCUUCCCCUUUCAUGAUGCUUUUGUCUGUUCCUGUUUACCUCCCCGGACCUAAGCAAAAGUCAUUAUGCACCACUCAGAUUACUCUCAGAGCUGUGGGAACCUGUCAAGUAAUACAUCAAUACAUCAAUUUCAGUUUUGUCUUUCUUUUCAAGGACUCAACCUCCCAUUCUCCUAAAAAGGAAAAAUGGACUCUAAAAAAGGGACUUCUAUGAGAAUCUCGAUAAGAAUGUGUGAACCAAUUAAUUCAUAAAUAUUCCAACAUGUAUUUCUUUUAUUUUGUGUAAAUUAAAGAAGUUAACUUUCA
Anguilla rostrata (American eel) is the source of this 2145-nucleotide messenger RNA. It is a transcript of the gene arhgef3l, whose product is annotated as Rho guanine nucleotide exchange factor (GEF) 3, like. The record is from RefSeq and is a predicted model, not a curated record. NCBI's taxonomy places the organism in Eukaryota, Metazoa, Chordata, Actinopteri, Anguilliformes, Anguillidae. Gene Ontology annotation, biological process: positive regulation of Rho protein signal transduction; intracellular signal transduction. Gene Ontology annotation, molecular function: guanyl-nucleotide exchange factor activity. Bases 183 to 1760 code for a protein of 525 amino acids. The transcript has 13 exons.